UAAGAGGAGGCCUCUCAAACCUGCUUAGUCAUUCAAUUACAUAAUUGCUGAUAAAAUCUUGGCUUCGACUCAAUUUUCCCACUCGCUUAACAUACCCUUUGAGGUUCAAUUGUCUGUUGAUUUCUACCUUGAAUAUACUCAAUGGCUUUUGGAAAGUUAUUUUCCCAUUCUAAGUCAAUUACUUGGACCACCUUCAUACCAAAUAUGAAACCAGCCUACAGAAGAAGCUCUUGAAAAUGAAGGAGAAGGGUUUUUAAAUCGACAAAGUUGCCAGAAUAUCUUAGUCAAGUUGUGGUGGCUAAUGGAACAUGUCACCUCCAUAAUCAUCCCGUCCUUUCCUUACAAGGCAAAGGUAGCUCCAUAUUAACUAAGAUAUAGGAACUCAGUGGAGAUCGAUAUUAAUUGGGAUAUUCAAGUCCCCAUCUUCUAUAUUCCUGCUUUAAUUACAAUACAAAAUGGUUAAUUGGUGGAAGGCUGAUUUGAAACAUACUUAAUGAAUGCAAGCCUUUGUGUUUAUCCUUUUUUUAUCUGUGCUUCGGGUAAGUUAAUUCAAAGUUUACGUUAUUUGAUAUUUAUCAGUGGGAUUUUGGUGUAUUUGGUUAGCAGCAACCCAACAACAUGAAGCAUUCAACUUGAGUCCUCCAAAAUCCCUCCUGGAUUAUAAAAUACAAUGCAGUAAUGGGUAGAACCUGGUGUAAUAAAAUCUCAAUUCGCAGUAGGUGCCGGAUUACCUGCGCAAACAGCGAGCCCUUCCUUGGAAAGACUUGCGUAGUAUGCAUUCCACGUUAAACCUGCUCCGGACCAGAAUUGGGUGGAGUUAAAAUAUAAUCACAGUAUCGCCAACAAAAAAAACAGAAGCGUGACACGAAGACUUUCCCCGAGUGUCCCAUCGAUAACAGUCGCGAAAACAACCGAAAGACCAUUGGUCUCCCUCACCUGAGCACUGACGGAAGGCGGGUUAAAGUUGACUGGAAGCCGAGGUAACUUGAAUACUCGGGUAAAAGGCACUGAACUAAUUAACCUGCGUGGGACCAGGAAAUGACAAAUGCAAUGUUUCAGAAGCCGGACCGAAUCAGGGAAGUAACGCAAAAGAAAAAAAAAUACCCAUUGCACUGAAGGCAGGAGGAAUCGGAAAUAAAUAAUAAGGCUUAAUUAUUUAAUAUUUAUACUGAUUCUGCUGGAAAGGGUCAACUAUAUCUUGAAGUGCGUCGAACUCUGGAUGGGAUCCACAAUACUCGGAGCAGUAUAACAGGUAAUACCUGUUGGAAUUGAAGCCGAGCCUGGGGAAAUUGUAAUUCUCUUCCACACUAAGCCUGUGUGGAGUUGGGUCCUGAUAGUUUAAUGGAAAGUAUGUGCCAAUUCUCAACGAGAAAAUUCAUCUGAAGACUGUGCAAUGUUCAAGAUGUCAAGGAUACAGCAAACAGGUGAUUAAAUACAGAAAGCCAGGAAAUCUGCAGCAAGUCUAAAUAGUUUGCCUGUACUUGGCUCUCUCUGACUGGUUAUCCGUGGCCACAUCAUCUGAUGCUCACUCUCUGCGUGGGAAAAGCUGAGCAUUUGGAGGUUUAAUGAAAUGCAGAUUCCGUCAAAGAAAAUGGACAACGUCGUUAUUGGAAGGAGCAAGAGGUAAAAAAAAAAUGAAGGGUGCUUCUAAAUACGGGCUGCCAUAAACUAAGUCUGAAGAAUGGUCUCGACCCAUUCCUUCUCUCCAGAGAUGCCACCUGUCCCGCUGAGUUACUCCAGUACUUUGUAUCUACCUUCGAUUUAAACCAGCAUCUACAGUUCUUUACUCCACAUACUUGGGAAACGACCUCUGACUCUGACUCCAGGAGAACUGUCACAGCGACCGAAAGUGCAGCUUUACCUGGGAUCCUGGCAUUUGGGAUAAAGCUAACACAUGUGAUAACACGGAAUUAAUGAUCACAUUGGCAUCCAGAUGAGCUUAGGGAUCAGCGACUUACAAGUGUAACUUUUAUGAGUCUCGGACAUUAGGAAUAUUUGCAACAGAGCCGCCAGCUUACAAAACUCUUUGACAUUUAUUAUUUGCCCGGUGUGUUGAAGACUUGUUUUAAUUUCUUCUCGUUUUGGGUGCCGAUAGACAAUAUCUCCAGAUGUCUGAGCUAGUCGAGAUCACUUCUGGCCGUUUACCAGCGAAUCGCUCCAGGAUCCAGCAAAGCAUCUUGGAGGAUCAGGUGGAACUGUGGUGGUUCCAAGAUAUGAAACGUGUGGUGAUGUGUAACGCUGUGGUUUUGGUCUUGGCUUUAGGGUCUGGGAUAGGGGGGAUUGUUGUUAUAUCAACGGCCACCAGUAAAUCUGGCGAAUGGAGGCUUGCCGUAGGGAUUGUCUUGUGUUUAUUAUGUUUAGUCAUUCUCUUUAAACAACUAUUGACCUCCGCGCUCCUGGAUAUGAACUGCGUGAGGAACAUAGCCCGCAUUCACAAGUUAAGGAGUGGUGGUCUACUUGAUUAUCUUGUUAUUUUGUUCACUGGAUUUGCAGUACUCACCUGCGGUUGUGUCCUGAUAAUUUUGGUACAGUCUGAGUUCUAUCCAGCAUCUAGAUUUUGGAGUGAUAAAUUAAUCGCAGGAGUGACUCUAACAGUGGCUGGCCACAUUAUCCUGCUCUCGUUAUUGUUCUAUGUAUCGAUUUUCGAAAUCUAUCCUAAAAUCACAGCCAGGUUCACAGACAGAAGGGAACAAAAUGUUUUUACCAUUUCUGGAAGUGACGCUGUGGAGAGGCAAACGCCAAUCUCCACAAGAACCACCAACCUGUCAUAAAGCAAGGGAUGGCUGAGAUUAUUGCAAGACAACGAAUUGCUCUGACAUUCUUCUUGUGUAUGGCGUGCGCAGCCUAAAGUUGUAGCUCAACUUGUUCUAUUUGAUCUAUUUGUUUGUGCGCGUCGGGUUGAUUGCAUUAGUCGAAACAGGGUGCACCAACGUGAAGGUUGCAAUCUUCCACCCAGGUCUCCGCCCUGACAUUGAGAACGCUGUACAAAGUAGACGUGGUUCAUCUCGAUUUUCUCAUAAAUGUCGAAAUAAAUGGAAAAGGACAUCUGAUGUAAAAUACUGGGUUUUGUUAAUGGGGCCGCUCAGUGGUACAACUGGAAGAGCUGGUGAGCCAAGUUCAAUCCCGACCUUGGAUGCUGUCUGUGGAGUUUGCACGUUCUCUGUGUAGGUUUCAUCUCUGGGAUGUGGGAGGAAAUGGAACACCUAAAGACGUGCAGAUUGAUAGGUUGCCUGGCCAUUGUAAUUUGCCCCCCAGUAUAUAGGUGGGGGUGGAUUUGAGGUGAGUUGGUGGGAAUGUGGAAAGAAUAAAAUGAGAUCGAUGUAAAUCAGUCUAAAUGGGAGCUUGACAUCCAGGAUGGGCUCAAUGGGCUGAAGGGCCUGUUCCUGUACUGUAUGACUUUAUGAACCUCUUUAGUCACAGGGUAAUUAAUCUGUGGAACAUUGCAACAGGGGGCUGUGGAGGCCGCCAGUGGAUGUUUUUAAGGCAGAGUUUGACAAAUUCGUGAUUAGAACGGGUGUCAAGGGAAGACAGGAAGAUGGGAUUAGGAGGCAGAGAUCAGCCAUGAUUGAAUUCAACUAUAAUUUAUGAACUGGUGAACUUGUGACUCAAUUAUAAUAACAAGGGAUUUAACGAUAUGUUGUAAACUUGAUUACUUCCUUAUUAUGUGACUUUGGAUACAUGCUGGUUCCAGUUGAGUUACCUCUUUAGUCCCAUCUUCCCUUUCUUUAUUUCCCUGUGGCCUGGUAACCGAUUCUCUCUCACAUACCCAUGAACUCACCAUUGAAUCAUUUGCCACUUACAGUCGUCAGGGGUAUUUUGUUGCUCUUUCCCAGCACAUUUUUGGAACGCAGGGGCAUUGGCUGGUCACUGGGACAAUGUACAAGUUCCACACGGACAGCAUUUGAGGCCGGGAUUGAACGCAAGCUCCUGCCACUGCAAGACAAUUGUGAACUUUGUGACAUAACUUUGACCAAUUUCCAAACUCUGGCACUACAUACAUGCUGUAGGUCAAAAUGUGAACACAUUAAAUCAUGUUAAGAUUUAUAUUAAUUAAACUAAAUGAAGUAUAGGCAGCGUAUUACAGGCUUCUGUGAAUUCAGUACUAUUGCUGUCAUUUAUAUUAAUUCAAAGAUUUGAAAUAAAUGCAUAUAGAAACGUAAAUGAAGUCAAAGUAAUAUAGAAUUAUAAAUAAAAUUAUAAUUUGAUUUUUGCACAAAUAAAUUGGUUAUCUAUUCUGUUGUUUUGGUUGCUUGUCAAUGGGGGAAGGUGAAAGUGAUGUUGUAUCAUUCCGAUUAGUCCGUCAAUAACAACAGCUUAAAAUAAAAUAAGUUUGGGACUUAAAGUCCGAGUUGUCUUGUUUCUUUACGCACACUUGACUAUUUAAGGAUAGAUGUGCACAUACACACAACAGACAUUUAUAGAAUGCAGAGCAAGAGUGUAUGGACAAACACACAUUGGUGUGCUUACCAUGGGUGGGUAGAUGUAAACAAAGAAUUGUUUGGAUUGAAUGAACCCUCUGAUAUUUACAGUAAUCUAAAUUAUGCAA
Messenger RNA from Leucoraja erinaceus (little skate), 4546 nucleotides. Its product is annotated as transmembrane protein 125-like. The transcript is spliced from 2 exons. NCBI's taxonomy places the organism in Eukaryota, Metazoa, Chordata, Chondrichthyes, Rajiformes, Rajidae. The coding region runs from base 2109 to 2771 and encodes 220 amino acids. The record is from RefSeq and is a predicted model, not a curated record.